AUGCAGCCGACCAACAACAAAUCUCAUCCUCCAUCUUUGAGGCCCAUCUUCCGUCGCUCUCGUGGUGCAACUCCUCGCUAUCGCCAGCCAGUCCUACCGCCAACUGCGAACAAAUCUCGCAAUGUCCAUCAUUCGGACGGGCGUGAUUCCCAUCGCAUCUCCAAGACCAGAGAAAGUGACAGAAAGCUGGAUGCAAGCUCAAGUCUGGCAGACAAGUUUACAGAAAGUCUCGAUCACUACCGGGAGAGCGUGGAGAUUGAAAGCAAAACUCAGCUAGACGAAAUCGAGAGAAAACUGAUCGAGGGUCUCGAAGGAGUCACCGUCGACAUUGAAACGCACUUCCACGAAUUGGCGGAGACCGAAGAGCCUUUGCAAAGACCGUUUGCUGCAGAAGCAUUCACCCCGGUCCCAUCCAGAACAGAUACCGACUAUCGAUCGACGGAUGAAGUCCUGCUCAAAGAUCGUGUCUUGGAGUUUCGUGCGUUGCGCACAGAGAAAGAGGAGAUGUUGUGCAAAUUAUGGAAUGAAUGGGAAGACAUUCAAUUCGACCUGAUAAGACUUGCUGUUGAAACACUGGGUAAGCAGUCGAUCUUCGUCACUCAGCUCCAAGGGGGCGCCAUGAAGCCCGGCCAGCAAGAAAGACUCGAGGAGACCCUCGACCCUGCUCAAAGCCUUCAUGAUGAAAUACAUCAGCGCCAUGCAGAACUAGAGCAAAAUGUGGCGGGCUUCGAAGAGACCAUGGACCAGAUCGCGAACAGAACCAAGAAAGCGGCCACCGACAUGCAGGAACAAUAUAACGUGCAAAAGACCAAGCUAUUCAAGGGCCUCAUGCAGUCCUUUGAGCAGCUCGCGGCAUUGUGA
Fonsecaea erecta is the source of this 861-nucleotide messenger RNA. RefSeq lists its product as hypothetical. The record is from RefSeq and is a predicted model, not a curated record. The coding region runs from base 1 to 861 and encodes 286 amino acids. The transcript has 3 exons. NCBI's taxonomy places the organism in Eukaryota, Fungi, Ascomycota, Eurotiomycetes, Chaetothyriales, Herpotrichiellaceae.